Microstroma glucosiphilum is the source of this 2372-nucleotide messenger RNA. RefSeq lists its product as hypothetical. The record is from RefSeq and is a predicted model, not a curated record. Gene Ontology annotation, biological process: maturation of SSU-rRNA. The coding region runs from base 21 to 2090 and encodes 689 amino acids. Gene Ontology annotation, cellular component: 90S preribosome; nucleus. NCBI's taxonomy places the organism in Eukaryota, Fungi, Basidiomycota, Exobasidiomycetes, Microstromatales, Microstromataceae. The transcript has 3 exons.
CCCACACCCUCACCACCACGAUGCCCGCAAAGGUCACAAACGGCAGCAAAGCGAAGGCUGCAGGACCUUCUGAAAAGAUGGCAGCCGUAAAAGGAGCCAGAGCUGCAUUAAAAGCAGCACCCGCAUCGUCGUCGUCGUCGUCGUCGUCGUCUUCUUCAUCCUCAUCCUCAGCUUCAGCUUCUUCCUCGGAUACUUCCUCCGAUGAAGGGAUUGACCAGGAGGAGGACGUACCUUCUGGCCCACGCAAGUCGGAAAAAGCCAAGGGAAAGCAGAAGGAAAGCUCCACUGACGAUGAGGAAGAAGGUGACAGCGAUGGUAGCAAGGAAGAGGAGGACAGCGAAGACGAAGGGCCAACAAUCGAUCUUGACAAGAUCCGUAAGAGAAUGCAUCAUGCCCUUCGACAUCUCACCUCAGCUAGCAAGCGUGCUCGUCAGUUCGAGGUGCAACGCCUGGUCAAGCGCAUUAAGUCUGCCUCUUCAGCCGACAAGAGCUCCCUCGAAGCCCAGCUUCUAAUAUUCAAGUCGAUAGAUCUACAAAGAAUAGCAGCCACGUGUCUUCUCGGCAAGCUAGGAAAGGCCAAGCUCCUGCCAAGGGGGCCUACUUCGAAAGACUUCAAAAGCGCCGAAGCUCAGAGUGAGCAAAAGGGCGUGGAUACUUUCCCUCUACUGACGGGCGUGUGGUCCGAGGAGGGGCUCAGGCAGGUCUGGACGGACGCGAGCCCACCGGCGGAUCUUGCAAGCGAUGCAGAAAAGGUCAAAGCGAAGCUGCUGAGCAGCAAGUCGCUUGCGGAGGAGUCGAGUCAGAUGGUAGAGACUUUGGGCAGACUGGCGGGCAGGGUGAAGCCAAAGGCGGUUGCAGAGACUCCGGCUCUGGACGGCAAAAAGACAGACCAAUCGGCUCAGGGAGCAGCGACAGUUGCCAAAGCUCUCAAAGAAGAUGACGAGCGGAUAUGGUCUGGCUCGGAGGAUGAAGAGGAUGAGGACGAAAUCGAGCAGCUAGGCGAGAGCAGUGAAGGCGAAAGUGAACAGGAGGAUCUCGAUGAAGAAGACAUACAAGCACGCGUAGCUGCACUAGGCGACCUUGACAAGUGGGACGCUCUUGUCGGGGCAGGCAGCAGCGACGAAGAGGAUGAAGCAAGCGAUAGCGAAUCAGAUGCUGCAAGUCAAGAGAAGGCGGCCCCUGUCAGCAAGAGGAAACGCUCUCCAUCUCCUCGCGACUCCAAGCCAGCCAAGAAGACGGCGAAGAAGAGCGACGCAAAGGCGAGCUCGAAGCUUCCAGCACUCUCGAGCGACGAGGACAGUGAAGACGAAGCGGACCUUCCCUCGGACGAUGGAGAUGAAUCAGAUAGCGACGCCAGCGACUUCUCCUCUGAAGGCUCCAGCGCCUCCUCCUCUUCCUCUCGCAAUCUUCCUUCCCUUUCGCACGGCUUCCUCGCACACUCUCGCCGUCGCCGUGUAGACGAUGACUUCAGCGGCAGCGAAGGUUCAGACGAUGACGACUACGAAGGCGAAAUUGAGGAAAAUCCGGAGGACAAGGCAAGCAAGGCAAAAGGCGUCAAGUCUGCCAAGGAACGCAAGAACAGGAUGGGCCAGCGGGCAAGGAAGGCCCUCUGGGAAAAGAAGUUCGGCCGCAACGCCAACCACAUCAAGAUCCUUGAAAAGGAGUCUCCGAAGAAGCGGUCUGCCGAGAAGGGUACGGACGGCAGCGGCAAGCCGGCCUACAAGCCUCUGCGGCGUGGCAGGGACGGCAAGGUCAUACCGGAGUUUGAGGCUCCAAAGCAGACGGAUGCUGGAUGGAAGAAGUUCCCCGUGGUCGCACCUGCAUCAGAGCCCGCUGCUGCAGCGCCGUCGCCUGCACGUAGUCCUGCUGCCCCUCCAGGUCGGGGAGGUAAGCCAGUGGCGAGGGGAGGCGAUCGACGUCCGCCCAGCACCGCUCCUCCUGUGAGGUUCCAGACUCAGGAGAAGCAGCAGCAAGAGCAGGAGAUGCACCCGAGCUGGUUGGCCAAGCAGAAACAAAAGGAGAGGGAGGACCUCAUUGCUCGUUCCUUGGCAGGUGGAGCUGGUGCGGGCAAGAAGGUGACAUUCGAUUGAAAUGCCGUCGAAAGUGAGCCAUCUCGCGGAACUAGGAACAUAUACACAUUGCACUACUUUUGCCAUCUGUAGUGAUCUCCUUCAUCUAGCAAACAGUCUCACUACCUCGUCCACCUUGACCUCUAAACCAACUCCAGCACCCUUGUAGCAUUCGUCCUGUAUGCGCAUCGUCCUCUCAAUCUCCCUGACAAAGUCAUGCUCACAGCGCCUCCAGACUUUCCCCACAACGGCCCUGCGCUCCUCCUCUUCUGCUGCAGGACCCGUGACCAGUUCACCCGUCUC